UAACAUAAGCUCACAUCUUUCGCCCAGCUGGUUCCUUGAUUAAAGCAAAAAUAAAAAUCACAAUGGUUAAAACCUCUCUUCCUCUCACCGGUUUCUUCUUCCUACUCCUCAUCUCCUCCUCCUUCGCCGCUGACACCGGCCGGCUCUUUCUCACCGUCGUCAACCACUGUCCCUUCACCGUCUGGCCAGCCAUUCAGCCCAACGCCGGUCACCCCGUCCUCGAGAAAGGUGGCUUCGCUCUCCCAACCAACACCCACCGCUCUUUCUCUCCACCAACCACCCACUGGUCCGGUCGCAUCUGGGGUCGAACCGGCUGCUCCCACUACAACGGAAAAUUCUCUUGCGUCACUGGAGACUGCGGAAACCGUCUCGAGUGCAACGGUCUCGGUGGCGCAACGCCGGCGUCUCUCGCUCAGUUCGACCUCCAGCACGGUGGACACAGAGACUUAUCCUCCUACGGUGUCUCUCUCGUCGACGGUUUCAACGUUCCGAUGACAGUUACUCCUCACGAAGGCCGUGGAGUUUGUCCCGUUGUUGGUUGUCGUGAAGACCUCUUGAGAACGUGUCCGGCUCAUCUUCAGCUCCGGUCGGGACACGGUGGACAUGUGGUGGCCUGUAAGAGUGGGUGUGAGGCGUUCCGUACGGAUGAGUUGUGCUGUAGGAAUCAUUACAAUAGUCCUCAGACAUGUCGAGCUUCGAGCCAUUCGCUGUUCUUUAAGCACGCGUGUCCUUCGACUAUGACGUUUGCUCAUGAUAGUCCUUCGCUUAUGCAUGACUGUUCUUCUCCUAGAGAGCUCAAAGUCAUCUUCUGCCACUAAUGUGUCUUUCUUGUUCGGUUUAUUCUGUAUGGUUGUACUAGUGAUAUCGCACUAGUCUCUUAUCUUUCUGGUUUGAUUGGUUUAGUUUGUGAUUUCCCGCGUCAGUUAUGUCGUUGUUCAAAAACUAUGUAGUCCAACUAUGCGAUUAUGUAUUAUUAUCUUUUAAAUUGAUUCUGCUUAGUUCU
Brassica napus (rape) is the source of this 1003-nucleotide messenger RNA. Its product is annotated as osmotin-like protein. The transcript has a single exon. NCBI's taxonomy places the organism in Eukaryota, Viridiplantae, Streptophyta, Magnoliopsida, Brassicales, Brassicaceae. Gene Ontology annotation, biological process: defense response. The coding region runs from base 63 to 818 and encodes 251 amino acids. The record is from RefSeq and is a predicted model, not a curated record. Gene Ontology annotation, cellular component: extracellular region.